This is a messenger RNA of Musa acuminata subsp. malaccensis (wild Malaysian banana), 2713 nucleotides long. Its product is annotated as pentatricopeptide repeat-containing protein At1g20230. Lineage: Eukaryota; Viridiplantae; Streptophyta; Magnoliopsida; Zingiberales; Musaceae. Gene Ontology annotation, molecular function: RNA binding; protein binding; zinc ion binding. Gene Ontology annotation, biological process: RNA modification. The record is from RefSeq and is a predicted model, not a curated record. Gene Ontology annotation, cellular component: intracellular membrane-bounded organelle.
AAAAAUUCAAAUCAAAUCAAAAAUUGUUUUUGAGCCGUAAGUAUCGUUUCAUGCGUGCCUCGUGGUAGCAUGAGAAGAACUCUCACUCGCUACUCUCAGCAUCUCUCUCAGAGCAAUUUCCUCAUACAUGGCCACCUCGCUCCACCUUCUCCUCCAACGCUCUUCUCCCUCUCUGCCUCAGACGCAGCAAGCCCACGCCGGCCUCCUCAAGUGCGGCCUCGUCCCCGUCGACGCCCACCCCACUACCAAGCUCCUUACCCUCUACGCUCGUCACCUCCGCUUUGACGAUGCGGCUCUCCUCUUCCGCUCAGUCCCUCGCCCCGACCCCUUCUCCUUCUCCGUUCUCAUCUCCGCCCUCGUCCGAUCUCGCCACUUUUCGCUAGCCCUCUCUCUCCUUCCCUCCAUGCUCUCCCUUCGCCUCGCUCCCGACCCGUUCGUCAUCCCCGCCGCUCUCAAGGCCUGCGCCGCUCUCCCCUCCAUCGCCCUCGGUCGGCAGCUCCAUUCCCUGUCCCUUGUGGCUGGCAUCUCAGGGGACCCCUUCGUCGCCUCCGCUCUCGUCCAUAUGUACCUCAAAUGUGGAGCGAUGGCCGACGCGCACGUAGUGUUCGACCGAAUGGCGGAAAAGAGCAUCGUGACCUGGAGCGCUAUGAUAGCUGGCUACGCGACUUACGGACACGUAGACGAGGCUUUGCGGAUGCUCGAACGCAUGCGAAGUUCCGGCACAGAGCCAAAUCCGAUCACCUGGAAUGGGAUGAUCGUGGGUUUCAACCGUAGUGGGCGUCCUUAUGACACUGUGCUGCUGAUGCGGAGAAUGCACUCCGAGGGCUUUGAAAUGGAUGCGGUCGGCAUCUCGAGCACGCUUUCGGCGGUCGGUGACAUGGAGGAUGUUGUGAUCGGAAGUCAGAUUCAUGGGUAUGUCACCAAGACAGGACUGGGAGCCGAUAGUUCCGUCGUCAGUGCUCUAGUCGAUAUGCACGGAAAAAGUGGUCGCCCGGAGGAGAUGGUCCGAGUGUUUGAUGAGGCGGGCCAAAGAGAUGUCGGCUCUUGCAAUGCUCUCGUUGCUGGACUUUCGAGGAACGGCCGUGUUGAUGACGCUCUAAAGGCAUUUAGCAAUUUCGAAGCACAAGGGGUGGAGCUAAAUGUUGUGUCUUGGACCUCGAUCGUGGCUUGUUGCUCGCAGAACGGGAAGGACAUGGAAGCAUUGGAGUUCUUCAGGGAGAUGCAGAUUGUUGGGGUGGAGCCGAAUGCGGUGACGAUCCCGUGUCUGUUGCCGGCUUGUGCAAACAUCGCAGCCUUGAUGCACGGGAAAUCGGCCCACAGCUUUGCUCUUCGAAAGGGCAUUCUCGCGGAUGUGUUCGUGGGCAGCGCGCUGGCGGAUAUGUAUGCAAAGUGCGGUAGGAUCAGGGAUGCUCGAGUCGUCUUUGAUGCAAUGCCAUCACGGAACGUGGCCUCUUGGAAUGCAAUGAUCGGAGGGUACGCAAUGCACGGAAAGGCGAAGGAUGCAAUUGAGUUGUUCCUUUUGAUGAAGAGAAGCAGGCGAAAGCCCGACCAUAUAACCUUCACCUGUGUGCUCUCUGCUUGUGGUCAAGCUGGGCUAACAGAAGCGGGAGAGCGCUACUUCGGUGAGAUGCAGGAAGAGCACGGGAUCACUGCCAGAAUGGAGCAUUAUGCCUGCAUGGUUAGCCUCCUCGGUCGUGCGGGAAGGCUAGACGAGGCGUAUGGUCUGAUAAGAAAGAUGCAACUUGAGCCAGAUGGCUGUGUGUGGGGAGCCUUGCUCAGUUCUUGCAGGAUUCACAACAAUGUCGAGCUGGCAGAGAUUGCAGCAGAGAAGCUAUUCCAGUUGGAGCCUGGAAAUGCCGGGAGUUACGUGUUGCUCUCAAACAUCUAUGCUGCCAAAGGGAUGUUGGAGGGGGUGGACAGGAUGAGGGAUGUCAUGAAGAACAUGGGUGUGAGGAAAGACCCAGGAUGUAGCUGGAUCGAGAUCAAGAACAAGGUGCACAUGUUGUUGGCUGGGGACAAAUCACAUCCCCAGAUGAGCCAGAUUGCCGAGAGGUUGGAGAAGCUUAGUGUAGAGAUGAAGAGAUUGGGGUACCUCCCGAGCACCGACUUCGUGUUGCAGGAUGUGGAGGAGCAAGACAAAGAGCAGAUCCUGUGCGGGCACAGCGAGAAGUUAGCGGUAGCAUUGGGACUCAUUAGCACCCCGACAGGGACUACGCUUCGGGUGAUCAAGAAUCUUCGAAUAUGUGGAGACUGUCAUGCUGCUAUAAAAUUUAUAUCAAGCUUCGAGGGCAGGGAGAUACUCGUAAGAGAUACAAACCGGUUUCAUCACUUCAAGGAUGGAAGCUGUUCUUGCGGUGAUUACUGGUGAGCAUUCCUUGUGAAUGUUGACUGUCAAUUCAUGAACACUCGAAUCCAUUGGUUUCCAGAAUUCAUGAAGGGUUGGUGGAUCAAGAAUACAUCCAAGGAUCAAGAUCAGAUUUCAUGGAAUCUACCAACUUUAGCAGUUGACUUGAGACUUGUUGGCAGUGAUUGGAGACAGGUAAAAAGGAGCUAGAAAUAAGUAGGAAUUGGUUCGAAUUGGUUGGUCAGAACUUCCACAAGAUUUGCAAGUCUGAUGGAUGAUAGAAAGCUGCUGGCAUAGAUAACUUGAUGAUAUCUUCAUCUGGGUCCUAUGUUUGAGAAGAUAGACCAAUGCAACUCAUUAAGUUUGACA